Molecule: messenger RNA, 645 nt
Organism: Galendromus occidentalis (western predatory mite)
Lineage: Eukaryota; Metazoa; Arthropoda; Arachnida; Mesostigmata; Phytoseiidae
Exons: 2
Coding region: 1-645 (214 amino acids)
Source: RefSeq, a predicted model, not a curated record
AUGUCCACAGUGGAGGUCUUGGGUGCGUUACAGAAAGUCAAGCGCUACCCAUCCGUCACUACAAUCACUUCAGACAACGGUCUCUCGUUCCAUAGAGCAGCGAAAGAGCUUAAGGUGCUGUACGCUCCACAUUCCCGAGACCUGGAAGUCAUCCUAAGUAACAUCGAGGCGAUGAUAAACAUGCGACCAAUCACCACCGUAGCUGCGGAGGUUGAUCAGAUCGAAGCUUUGAGCCCGGCGGACUCACUCUACGGCUACAAGAGUAAAACUUUCUUCCCGGAACACACACUCAAAGCGUCGAAAAGAAUCGACGCAGACAAAAUUACCUUCUCCAGGAGAUGGGUCUAUCAACAGAAAGUCCUGAACAACUUCUGGAAAUGGUUCCAUAAAGAGUACCUCAGAUACCUGCGUUCUGCCCACUCCAGGAAACCUCCACCGACCAGACCGCUGAGAGUCGGAGACAUCUGUCUAUCAGAAGAUCACAAUCCGAGCCGAGCCUACUGGCCACUUUGCAGGGUCGUAGCCCUCAAAGGAGAUGCGAAACCGGAGCACGCAAGAUCAUGCACGAUCAAGACAGCAACAGGCCAGAUCCUCGAUCGGCCCAAACGAAAUUUAUAUCCCAUUGAGAGCCCGAAGCCCAACUAA